Molecule: messenger RNA, 827 nt
Organism: Bactrocera dorsalis (oriental fruit fly)
Lineage: Eukaryota; Metazoa; Arthropoda; Insecta; Diptera; Tephritidae
Product: probable serine/threonine-protein kinase fhkB
Exons: 2
Coding region: 93-698 (201 amino acids)
Source: RefSeq, a predicted model, not a curated record
UCAUUAUAAUUAAAAAGCGCUGAUUUGAGCACAAAUAUUUUAGUAGUUAUCAGCAUCCCAAGCUGGUUGCUUUCUUAAAAAAUUAAUUCAAGAUGAAGAUUUCAAACGAAUUUAAAGUUAUAGUGGCAUUUUUCUGCGUUUGUUUGAUUUACCACAUAGACGGUCUGCCACAACCGCGGUACGGUUCGCAUCAUCAUCAUCACAAUUCCACGGCGGGGAAUAGCGGACGGCAUAAUGCAACACAUCACCGUCCUAAUAACUGGCAAUCACAUCACCGACCCAAUCAGACGGUUGAUCACCAAAAUCACACCAAUCCUAAUUACUGGCAUCCACAUCACCGACCAGGAAGACCAUGGCAUAAUCAUCAUUCACAUCGAAGAAACUGGACGCAAAAUAUCCCAAUCAGCACGCAACCAAUUAACAACGACGGUGGUGGACAAUUUGCUCCCACCAAUUCCGUUUGGGUGGCGCCAAGCAACUCAGCAAACUCUACAAAUUGGAAAGGCGGUGUAAGCAACAUUAACCCUAACAGAGGUUUCCUGCCACAGGUGAAUAAUGGAUCCAAUUCAGAUCCCAUUUGGCAUCUAGGUGUCGCUAUUGCGUCCAAUUUAGGUCCACAACCGUUAGCUGGUAGUGCCUCUGGACACAAAAAUACAACAAAUACUGGUUGGAAUAUCCCGAGUGGACAGCUUAAUUGAACUUAUAGCGCACAUCCUUACAGAAAACUAUUUGUUUGAAAUAAUUUACUUUGAAAUACUUAUAUUACUUUGAAAUAAUUUCCAAUUGAGAUAAGUUCCUACCAAUAAAAAACUAAAAUUGUAUUACCA